Molecule: messenger RNA, 1473 nt
Organism: Zychaea mexicana
Lineage: Eukaryota; Fungi; Mucoromycota; Mucoromycetes; Mucorales; Lichtheimiaceae
Product: acyl-CoA N-acyltransferase
Exons: 11
Coding region: 159-1349 (396 amino acids)
Biological process (GO): subtelomeric heterochromatin formation
Cellular component (GO): nucleus
Molecular function (GO): histone H4 acetyltransferase activity; histone binding
Source: RefSeq, a predicted model, not a curated record
AAAAGAUUGCUAUUGCUAGUUGAACUGGUAGCUGAUGAUACAUACCCUGCGUUAUCUGCACUCGAAAAAUCGCGGGCGCGUCUUGGUUUUCGGAAAACUGGAUUCUCCUGAAAACUCCUGCUCUCAGUUUUCUUCCACUUAAAUACAAUUUAAAUACAAUGAUGGCUGCUCCACCCAACAUCGCGCAUUUGGCGCCUUGGAUCUGCAAAACAACAGAAUGCAUGAAAUUAAGCUUAGUGCAACCACAAAUAGAUUAUCAGGAUUCUGAACCUACGACCGACACAACUUUUGAACCUACUUUUACAUAUCCAAUCUUUGGUGAACAAGAAGUCGUAUUUGGUUAUAAGGGUCUUUCCAUUAAGAUUUCAUAUACAUCGGGAUCGCUUCGCAUUUAUCCUCGCAUUAAUUAUGAACAGAAAUAUCAGCCGAGCUCGUCAUCAUCGGCCUCCGCAGAACCAGAAGGUGCAGACGACGUGUCUAAUAUGCUUUUAGACUUUUUACCCAAGCAAGAUUGCUUUUCUAAUUAUGACGAGUUUGUGCGCGCUGUGCAAGAAGACGCCGAAACGUUCCGGCCUAUUGGCGAAAAAAUUCACGAAUAUACGCGUGAAUCAAGCGACAGUGGUGAAGAGGAACAUUUCGAAAUAUAUAGAGCAUCGUUUGCAGACGAGCGGUUCAAGCAAUACCAUCGACGAAUGCAGUUUUUUGUAUUGCUGUUCAUUGAGGGAUCGAGUUAUAUUGAGGAAGAUGACGAAAAAUGGGAGAUUUACAUAAUGUUCAAGCGUCAAAAUGUCGGAGGAUCGACCAUUUAUCAUUUUAUGGGUUACUGUACGACGUACCCCUUCUUUUACUGGCCUGAAUGCACACGUCUCCGAAUCAGCCAAUUCUUGAUUCUUCCACCUUAUCAGCAGCAAGGACAUGGCAGUGAAUUGUAUCGAAUCAUUUAUCAAACCUGCAUGGCACGAAGUGAUGUCAAAGAGCUUACGGUGGAGGAUCCAAGUGAAGCGUUUGCAGAUAUGCGGGAUCGAAACGAUAUGCGUUACUUGAACAGUCAUAACGCUUUUGAUAAAUUGAUUGCACCUGUUCCCAGAAAGGUAAUGAAGGAAAUGCGCCAAAAAUAUAAAUUGACAGAUCGGCAAAUGCAAAGAUGCGUUGAAAUGUAUUUGCUGUCUCGCGUAAACAGAUUACAAAAAGAAGCAUACAGAUUAUUCCGACUUCAAGUAAAGCAACGAUUAUACUUGUUCAAUUUGGAUGCUUUGCGCGACUUGGACCCAGAGGAUCGAAAAGAAAAACUGGAUCUAACAUUUGAGAACGUGAUCGAGGACUACCAUCGCUUGUUGGAAAUGAUUUAAAUAAAAAUAAACUUGCUGUACAUAUACUAUAUAUAUUUAUUGCUUCUAAGAAGGCUUCACUAUUAGCUUUCUGGCUGUUGUAUUGUAAGUAGUAUUGUGAUAGUAUGUUUCGCUUGAUGUGCUC